ACACAUACACACACUCACACACACCGCCCUCCCUUCCCUUCCCUCCCCUCCCCUCCCCAUCCCCGCUCCUCCCGCCGACCGGGACUCGCCCCGAGCCGGGAGGGAGACCAUCGCUGUCCGCUCCUCCUCCUCCUCCUCCUGCAGCGGGGGCCGCAUCCUGCUGCCGAGGGGGAGGGAAUUGAUGUGGAGACCCAGCGCAGCACCAUGCAGCCCCCGCCGAGGAAGGUGAAAGUUACACAGGAGCUCAAGAACAUCCAGGUGGAGCAGAUGACAAGACUUCAGGCCAAGCAUCAGGCCGAAUGCGAGCUCCUGGAUGAUAUCAGAUCAUUCAGUCAGAAGAGAGCUGCAAUUGAGAAAGAAUAUGCCCAGAGCAUUCAGAAGCUGGCCAGCCAAUACUUGAAGAAGGACUGGCUUGGAGUGAAAGCUGAUGAACGAAGUGAUUACAGGAGCAUGUACUCAGUUUGGAAAUCCCUCUUAGAAGGCACCAUGCAAGUGGCUCAGUCUCGACUCAACAUCUGUGAGAACUACAAGAACUUGAUUUCCGAACCAGCCAGGACUGUGCGGUGCUUUAAGGAGCAGCAGCUGAAGAAGUGCGUGGACCAGCUGACGAGGAUCCAAACCGAGCUGCAAGAGACAGUCAAAGAUUUAGCUAAAGGCAAAAAGAAAUAUUUUGAGACUGAGCAGAUGGCUCAAGCAGUGCGGGAGAAAGCUGAUAUUGAGGCCAAGUCCAAACUUAGUCUUUUUCAGUCAAGAAUAAGCUUGCAGAAGGCAAGUGUAAAGUUAAAAGCACGACGCUCCGAGUGCAACUCCAAGGCCAUCCACGCACGGAACGAUUACCUUCUGACCCUGGCAGCUGCUAAUGCACACCAGGAUCGUUAUUAUCAAACAGACUUAGUGAACAUUAUGAAGGCUCUGGAUGGAAAUGUCUAUGAUCACCUUAAGGAUUAUUUAAUGGCAUUCAGCAGGACUGAACUAGAGACAUGCCAAGCUGUACAAAACACAUUCCAGUUCCUACUGGAGACUUCCAGCAGGGUGGUUCGGGACUACAGCCUGCAGCUGUUCUUACAGGAGAACUCUGUGUUUCACAAACCACAGCCUUUCCAGUUCCAACCCAGUGACACUGACACUAGCCGACAGCUGGAGUCGGAAACCGGCACGACGGAAGAGCACAGCCUCAACAAGGAGGCUCGGAAGUGGGCGACCCGCGUGGCCCGGGAGCACAAAAACAUCAUCCACACUCAGAGGACACUUGAAGAGCUGGAAUGCCAUGGGCCUGUGAUGUCUGAGCAAACCAGAGCAGAACUGGAGCAGAAAAUAGAUGAAGCCAGAGAGAGCAUUCGCAAGGCUGAGAUCAUCAAGCUGAAGGCAGAGGCUCGCCUGGACCUCCUGAAGCAGAUCGGCGUGUCCGUGGACACCUGGCUCAAGAGUGCGAUGAACCAAGUGAUGGAGGAACUGGAAAAUGAGCGCUGGGCCAGCCUGCCUUCCGUCACCAACAACGGCUCCUCACACCUGAUCAAUGCUGAUGCAGAGAAGGAAGAAGGGGAAGAGUUUGAAGACAGCAUGGAUGUGUUUGAUGACAGCAGUUCCAGUCCCUCUGGUACUCUACGGAACUAUCCUCUCACCUGCAAAGUGGUUUAUUCAUACAAGGCUUCUCAGCCAGAUGAACUGACCAUAGAGGAGCAUGAGGUGUUGGAGGUUAUUGAAGAUGGAGAUAUGGAAGACUGGGUAAAGGCACGGAACAAAGCAGGGCAGGUAGGCUAUGUGCCAGAGAAGUACCUGCAGUUCCCCACCUCCAGCAGUCUGCUGAGCAUGCUGCAGUCCCUGGCAGCGCUGGACAGCCGGUCACACACCUCCAACAACUCCACUGAGGCUGAUCUGGUCACAGGCAGCCUGAAUGGAGACUCCAGUGUCUGUUUUGUAAAAGCACUUUAUGACUACGAGGGGCAGACAGAGGAGGAGCUGUCCUUCCCCGAGGGAGCCAUCCUCCGCAUCCUGAACAAGGAGAACCAAGAGGAUGAUGGCUUUUGGGAAGGGGAGUUCAACGGACGCGUCGGGGUCUUCCCCUCCGUGCUGGUGGAGGAGCUCACGGCCUCAGAGAAUGGAGAGCCUCAGUGGAUUGGAGAGAUUCAGGUAUCCCCGACUCCAAAGCCUAAUAACGUCCUUCCGCCACUGCCACUCUACGACCAGCCUCCCACCAGUCCCUACCAGAGUCCAGAUAAAGUUGGUUCUCAGUACUUCCCCAGAUCACCUUCAGCUAAUGAGAACAGCUUCAGUUCAGAGGCCCCUGGAUUCUCACAGCCUCCAAGGAUCCCUCCUGAGACCUCCUACGGCAAACUGCGACCUGUGCGAGCAGCUCCACCGCCCCCCGCGCAGCAUCACCGCCGGACGACGGAGAAGAUCGAGGACGUGGAGAUCACCCUGGUGUAACGAUGGGACUAGCUCAGUAGUAGUGCUACAAUCAAGACCAAACCUGCUCUUUGGUCAAUCUCCUGGGGGUUUAUUUUUUAGGCACCUUUGCAUGAUGAAGACUUUUCCUAGAGCAAGAGGUAGAGGGAGGAUUUGAUGUGGCAGCAACAGGGCGGCUUCCUUCCCACGGUCAUGAAUAUUUUGUGCCUUUUUUUGGGGUGCUUUGUUAUUCUCUCUUUUUUUUGGGGGGGGUGGGGGGAAAGGGUUGGUUUCUAGACAUCAUUUUUUGUUUUCCCUCUCUUAGCACAAACCAAGAGGGGCCAAACCAGUGAGCAGAACCUCAGAGUGAGGUUUUUCUCCCCUGGGUUAAAGAUGGUCCAAUGAUUUUUUUGUUUUAGAGAGAGGCUGAAGAGAGAGCCUCAGCCGUGCAGCUUAGUCCUAGCCUACUCUGACCACGUUCAUUAGUACAGUAUAUUACUGUUGCCAUAGGAAUGUGUUUCAAAAAGAUCAUUAAUCCUUCACCUCUCAUUAAUUGUCUGAUUAGGGAUUAAUCAGAUUCCUGGCAGAAAGCAAAAGGGAACUGAAAAGAAAAGAAUAAACCACCGUGAGUAUAAGAAACAUAAAGGAGAGGCUGGCUCCUCUUGAAACCCUUUGGCAGAAAGGAAGAAGCAGGAAAGAGAAACACCAAAAGCAUCUCCAUAGAUAAGGAGAGGAAAAAACCCAAGUUGGCUGCAGCUGAUCUGGUGUUCAUUAGUGCACACCUCUUCAAGUAAUUAACAGCUCUGGGUAGUAAUAUUUAUGCCCUACACGUAGGAAGAGAGAGAAAUAACAGCGGUGCUGAAGGAGUAGCAACAUCCUGGCUCCAGAGCUGGACCAGCUGGUAGGUGAAAAAAGCAAAGCAAAAGGGAGGU
Messenger RNA from Dryobates pubescens (Downy woodpecker), 3317 nucleotides. It is a transcript of the gene FCHSD2, whose product is annotated as FCH and double SH3 domains 2. The coding region runs from base 205 to 2427 and encodes 740 amino acids. The record is from RefSeq and is a predicted model, not a curated record. The transcript is spliced from 20 exons. Gene Ontology annotation, molecular function: protein binding. Lineage: Eukaryota; Metazoa; Chordata; Aves; Piciformes; Picidae. Gene Ontology annotation, biological process: regulation of actin filament polymerization; neuromuscular synaptic transmission. Gene Ontology annotation, cellular component: recycling endosome; neuromuscular junction.